Messenger RNA from Austrofundulus limnaeus, 1951 nucleotides. It is a transcript of the gene ehd4, whose product is annotated as EH-domain containing 4. Gene Ontology annotation, cellular component: cytoplasm; plasma membrane. Gene Ontology annotation, biological process: endosomal transport; endocytosis. Gene Ontology annotation, molecular function: protein binding; GTP binding; calcium ion binding. Lineage: Eukaryota; Metazoa; Chordata; Actinopteri; Cyprinodontiformes; Rivulidae. The record is from RefSeq and is a predicted model, not a curated record.
UUCGGGGGGAAUAAGUGACGUCACGCAGGGCGGUGCCCGCAGGUAACCACAUCAUCAGUGGGCCUCAGCAGAGCACAGAGGAGCCGCUGUGGAGCAGCAGCAGGAGGAGGAGGAGACACUGAGGAGCAGCAGGAGGAGACGCGUCCCUGCGCCUCCGGACCGACGGGAAGGAAGCACCGAAACGGGGAAGUUGGACUCAUCAAACAGUCAGCAUGUUCAGCUGGGUCAAACAGGAGCAAGGUGGCCGCAACAAGGAAGGAGAGAUGUACCAGACUGUGACCGAGGGCCUGCAGACCCUCUACACCAAGAAGCUGCUGCCGCUGGAGGAGACCUACCUCUUCCAUGACUUCCACUCCCCCGCCCUGGAGGGAGCGGACUUCCAGAGCAAACCCAUGGUCCUGCUGGUGGGUCAGUACUCCACAGGGAAGACCACCUUCAUCAGGUAUCUGCUGGAGCAGGAUUUCCCGGGGAUGCGAAUCGGUCCGGAGCCGACCACCGAUGGCUUCAUUGCGGUGAUGCACGGCGAGAACGAGGGGAUCGUCCCCGGCAACGCCCUGGUGGUGGACCCCAAAAAACCCUUCAGGAAACUCAACGCCUUUGGGAAUUCUUUCCUCAACAGGUUCAUCUGCUCUCAGAUGCCCAAUCAGGUUCUUCAGAGCAUCAGCAUCAUCGACACACCUGGUAUCCUGUCAGGAGAGAAGCAACGAAUCAGCAGAGGUUAUGACUUUGCGGAGGUUCUGCGAUGGUUCGGGGAGCGAGUGGACCGGAUCAUCCUGCUGUUCGAYGCCCACAAGCUGGACAUCUCUGACGAGUUCUCUGAGGCCAUCAAGGCCUUGAAGGGUCAGGAUGACAAGAUCCGGGUGGUCCUCAACAAGGCGGAUCAGGUGGACACGCAGCAGCUGAUGCGGGUCUACGGCGCCCUCAUGUGGUCUCUGGGGAAGGUGAUCAACACUCCGGAGGUGGUGCGGGUUUACCUGGGCUCGUUUUGGGCCAAACCUCUGCAGAACACGGAGAACAGGCGUCUCUUCGAGGCCGAGUCCCAGGACCUGUUCCGGGACAUCCAGAGUCUCCCGAGGAACGCCGCUCUCCGUAAACUCAACGACCUCAUUAAGAGAGCGAGGCUGGCCAAGGACAUGCUGCAGCACUACGACUUCAGCAAGUUUCCCUCGCUGAAGGUGAAGCUGAUCGAGUCGGUGGAUAAGAUGUUGGCCACGAAGAUCGCCGUCCUGAUGGCCAUGAUCCGGGAGGAGGAGUCCAAGCAGCCCCCGGCCAUGGUGUCGGGCGGGGCCUUCGAGGGCUCCCAGGACGGGCCCUUCGGUCAGGGCUACGGCGAGGGCGUCAGCGCCGGGGCGGACACCGAGGACUGGAUCAUCAGCCGGGACAAACACCGCUACGAUGAGAUCUUCUACACGCUGAUGCCCGUCAACGGGAAGAUCACCGGCGUCAACGCAAAGAAAGAGAUGAUGAACUCCCGGCUCCCCAACACCGUGCUGGGCAAGAUCUGGAAGCUGGCCGACUGCGACCAGGACGGCAUGCUGGACGACGAGGAGUUCGCGCUCGCUCAGCACCUCAUCAAGAUCAAACUGGAGGGCUAUGAGCUGCCCGGCGAGCUGCCGGACCACCUGGUGCCCCCAUCCCACCGCAAAAACCCCACCGCAGACRCCCUGUUCAACCACACCGAGGACUAGUUGUGUGCAGGGGGCGCCCACAGACUGACCCAGGUGGGAAAGRUAAAAAAAAACCUCCACCGGUCAACAUCAGACAAUCACAUCCAGCUAACUCAGAAACAUCUUUUCAGAAUAAAAGUCUAAACUCAUUUAGACAAACUACUUCCUGUUUAACUCUUCUGGUUCAAAGCUGCAGGUUUUUGUCCGUUUAUUGAUAUUAUCUGAAACUUGUGAAUUAAAUUUUUACUUCUGUCAAAUAAAAGUCUUGUUUUAAUCUUAUAAAA